AUGUCCACCUCUCACCUCCCGGCUCCCAUGCAGGCGUUCGUCAUGUCCACCUCUCCCCACCUGGCUCCAAUGCACACCUUUGGUGAACGACGGGAGGACGAAGCGGGCAUUUUCAACAGACUUGCAGAAAAGUGCCCGCCUUGCCAGGAAGAGGCCUUGGACUGUCCGACCAACGCCUUUCUCAAGAGCCAACACCCCGGCCUGGCCGAACGGCCUGAUUGCUUCUACUGCGCCUUUGGAGAGUGUCCGUCCUCGUCCCAGCAGACGGGUCUCCUCUACAGCAUCGAGGACGGUACGCCUGUCCCCAUCCCAGGCCAUGCCGCUGCGCACGUGCCCUCCACGUCCUCGUCGGCCUCGACGAAAUCACCCAGCAGCAACCCCCCUGUCAAGAAGCGUCGUCAGGAGGCGCCAGACGAGGCCGAACGUCUGUCCAAGGCCAGGAAGACGGCAAACAACACCACGGCGACUGGGGUCACCAAUGACCCUCCCGACGCCCGCCAGCUCGGCCAUGCUUUGGGCCAUGCUUUGCGCCCCUCGGACUUGGCAAAGUAUGCCGCCCAAAGCCUCGACCGCGCAGGUGUCCAAGCGCCCUCCCCUCCAGCAGACGCCAAAAAAACGCGCCAAAAAUGA
Messenger RNA from Apiotrichum porosum, 630 nucleotides. RefSeq lists its product as uncharacterized. The coding region runs from base 1 to 630 and encodes 209 amino acids. Lineage: Eukaryota; Fungi; Basidiomycota; Tremellomycetes; Trichosporonales; Trichosporonaceae. The transcript is spliced from 2 exons. The record is from RefSeq and is a predicted model, not a curated record.